Messenger RNA from Peniophora sp. CBMAI 1063, 900 nucleotides. Lineage: Eukaryota; Fungi; Basidiomycota; Agaricomycetes; Russulales; Peniophoraceae. The record is from the annotation of a GenBank genome assembly.
AUGUCCUCGACAACGCCCACAUCGACGUUCCACCAGCCGGACCUCCAGACUGCGACGCCCGAUCCGAGUAGCACGGUCACUAUUAGCACUGGCAAUGGUGGGCCGGGGACUAGUAGUUCCCUCUACCUCUACACUUUCCUCGUAACGCUCGCCCUCCUCCUCUCCAUCUCCGCCGCCAUCAUCGCGCGCUCCUACGUCCUGCGCCGCCGCCUCCGCGCGCUCGUCGCCGCCGGCGUGCUCCCGCCCGAGGCGCUCGUCAAUACGCCGCGGAGGCAUGGCGGCACGGGCGGGCGGGGUUUGGGGGCGGAGGUGGGGAGGAGGCCGGGGAUGUUUGAGGUUUGGUUGGCUGACGAGGGGGCGAAGGGAGUGCAGGAAGACGGUGGGUGGGAGGAGAAGGCCGCGCCGCUCUCGCUCGCAUCCCUCGCAGCCCUCCGCGCCGCCCAACCGCACCCAUCUCCAUCCCCAGCUGUACUAGAGCAAAGACAACCGUCCCGACCCCCGCGCAGACCGAACUUCGCAGUCCCGUUCUUCAGCCGACGAGAUCCCUACGCGCCCGCGCCUCCCGCACCCGCACCGUCACCGCGUCUCGCGUCAUCUUCCCCUCGAGCACCGCACGCAGAGCCCACCUCUACCUCGAGCCGAUGGCGCCCCUUCGCGCGCACUGGCAAGCCCGCACCCGUUACAGCAGAUACUGGCACGGAAAUGCGAGAUACAAAUCUGAGUGAUAGCGAUAAAGAGGAUAUGCAGCUCGCGCUCCUAAUCGCCAUGCCCGUCGAGCAGGGCCAAGGGCGCGGAGCGGGCGAGGUGCCCGUGCUUGAGAUUGGUGUAAGGGUUGUCGGGGCGCGGGUGCCGGCUCGGGGUGCGGAUUAUGUGGGUGGGCCGGGGAAGGGGGGCGUAUAG